AUGGAUGAGCUUACUAGGCGACAUGCUGGACGGCAUGGGACUGAUUCACCCAACAACUCGGAGGUGCUGUCGGUGCUCUGCGGGCGGCGCAAUGCCACGGUGCUCCGGGGGCCGUCCACGUCGACGUUCAAGGGUCCAGGCCCGCUGUGGCGUUGCCCCCCGACUUUUGUGUGCCUGACAGAAUCAGUACAAGUAGAGAGAGCCUGGAUUGGAGUCGGCAACUCCAGGGACCCCGAAGGUCGCGGAGGCGGUGCCUGGGCGAUCUAA
Colletotrichum higginsianum IMI 349063 is the source of this 267-nucleotide messenger RNA. RefSeq lists its product as uncharacterized. The transcript has 2 exons. Bases 1 to 267 code for a protein of 88 amino acids. The record is from RefSeq and is a predicted model, not a curated record. NCBI's taxonomy places the organism in Eukaryota, Fungi, Ascomycota, Sordariomycetes, Glomerellales, Glomerellaceae.